AGGAGUGGCGGGUGGCGCUUGUGGAGUCGGGCUGAGACUAGCGGCUACUGCCGGAUGAGGCUAGGGUCAGCCCGGGUUUCAGCUUUCUCGUGAGGGUAGACAGACGUGACGGGAGGGAGGGAGAGGCGGGACGGCGGGCGGACGCCCUGGCUGAGCAGACGGAUGGGCUCCAUGGCUUGGCGUGGGCUCCUAGAAGGCAGCGGCGCCGAGGGCUCCUCCGCCACCGCGAGUAGCGGCGCUGGGUUCCCUUGAGAGGCGCCUUCCCGCUUGAAGGGAGGAGGAACUGACUAUCGCCUGGCAGGCCGGAGGAGAGAGGAGCCCGCGGGGGCCUCUGGGUCUCUUUUCUCCCUAACGGGCGCGCCGGGGAUUGGAGUUGGCGGCGGCGGCGGCGGCGCCUCUGCCUCUAUGAUGAAGUUCAAGCCGAAUCAGACGCGGACCUACGACCGGGAGGGCUUUAAGAAGCGGGCGGCGUGCUUGUGCUUCCGCAGCGAGAGGGAGGACGAGGUUCUGUUAGUAAGCAGUAGCCGGUAUCCAGAUCAGUGGAUUGUUCCAGGUGGAGGAAUGGAACCAGAAGAAGAACCAGGUGGUGCUGCAGUCAGAGAAGUCUAUGAAGAGGCUGGAGUGAAGGGAAAACUUGGCAGAUUGCUGGGAAUAUUUGAGCAGAAUCAAGACCGGAAGCAUAGAACCUAUGUUUAUGUUCUUACAGUGACUGAAAUCCUGGAAGACUGGGAAGAUUCAGUUAAUAUAGGCAGGAAAAGAGAGUGGUUUAAAGUUGAGGAUGCUAUCAAGGUCCUUCAGUGUCACAAGCCUGUCCAUGCAGAGUACUUGGAAAAACUGAAAUUAGGGUGUUCACCAACCAAUGGAAAUUCUGUGGUCUCUUCCCAUCCUGGUAACAGUUCUCUUUAUGUUACUUCUACACAGACUUCUGGGCUGCCAUCUACUGUAAGAUAAAAUCUGAUUUACUUUCUUGUAUACCAUCACAAGGAGAAAUGAGUUUGGAUGGUAAUGUGCCAUGUGUAUAGUCAUCAAAACCCUGAGUGUGAAUACUUUGUAUGUUCAGGCCUGUUUUUCUUUUUUAGCAAUUUAUAAUAUUUAAUAAGCCAAAGCCAUACAGGGAAUUAAAGAUGCCUUAAAUGGCCCUUUAAAGUAAAAUAUAGUUAUCUUAAAUAUCUGGUAAAAAUAAGAGUGAAGUUGUAAUUUGGCUUUUGAGUAUAGCUUAAUUUUUCUUCCUUGUAAAUUUCCUGAAAAUCAAACCAUUAGUUUGGGGAAACUUUAGUACAGUAAUUAUUAUUUCCCUACUUCAACAUAGUUAGCUGGAGGAGAAAAGAGGCAGUGGAAAUCAACAGCAAGUGCCUUCUUCUAUUUCAGGAAACUUCCUCCUCCCUAGUAUUUUACAUGAAGAUCCUAACCAGAGCAGUUCAGGUGGACUUGUCUUUGCCCUAAAGACUUCGUACUGCUCUUGCUGACAACAUUUAGCCAAACAGCCAGAUUGCUGAGGUGCAUACAUGCUAACCCCUGUUUAAAAUCUGCUUGUCCUCUUCUUGCUCAAGUCAGUGUUGGCUUCCUUGGCUAUUCCAGUAGCAGGAGAUCCAUCCCUGCUUUUUUCAAAUUGUGUGAGUUGAAUCACUAUUGGGAAGAUAAUUGCUUGAGCAUUAAGAGAAAAGGGAGCAUACACAAAUAAUUUCUGGCCCUGUUUUAAUUUCUGCUACUAAAAACAGACAUGCAGACUCUGUAAACUUAAGUCUCUGAAACCAUUUACACUAAACUUCCCUGUUUCUCUAAAGUCAGAACUGUGGCUGAGGUAAAGAAACUACCUCUAUCAUGAAGACUUGUCUCUUCUCAUUGUUCUAUGUAAGAUAAAUCCACUGUAAAUAAUCCAACUGGUGUAAAGUAAAAAGUAAAUGUAAUGUAAAUAUUGUGUUGCGCACAAAACUAGGUUAUCACCUAGGGUUCUAGUGUCUUAGCAGCUAUGUAACAGGCAGAAAGUUAAAACAGCCAAGUUUUUUUUUCAUAUCACUGUUACCAUCAUCUAAGGAAUCUCUGCUGAAAGCAGUUAAAGGCACAGAUGCCCUUUUGGAGCUGAAGGUGGCAGCACUACGCUACCUUCAACAUUGUUUAAAAUGCUGCUAUAAAUUAAUCCUUGUGCUGUUACAAUUUUGAAGAAAAAUAAUGGUUCCAUUAGCUUUCAGUCUAGAAAAACUGGGGAUAUAAAUAUUGUGCCAUAUAAAUGCAUUUGAACAAGAAACAUCAGUCAUGAGUUACUUUUAAGAGCCAAAAUUCAAAGUAGACUUAAAUAUCUGCCACAGAAUAGAACUUCUGUUUGCAUUUGAAGAAGCAGUAUUGCCUGGAACAGCAGACCAUUUUCAGCUGCUGUGCUUAAAGGGUGUUCUCUAUAUUCCACUUUGUGUAAGUUAAAAAAAAUGCUAAUAGCAUAGACAACUGGCAGAUCUAAUCAAUGUAAAAUCUCACACCUGAUCAAAUUGGGAAAAUUUCUGAUUCCCAACAAGUAUGCAUUUUUCCUGAGAGGAGAACUUCAGCAUUCUCAGUUGGCACUUGGUACCAGAUUCCCAUGUAUUAAUCAUUUAUCUCUAAACAUUUUGAAACUGAUAACUUUUAAACAAAUGAGAAAUGCCACUGGCUCAUUACAAUGAAAAACAAAUUGAUUGGAUUUACAGUUCCCACAACUGGUUUCAUCUCUAUUUUUACUUUUGAAAUUUAAACAAGCCAAUCUUGUAGGAGCUGCAUAAUGCAUGAUUAUUUGGGUUUCUAACACUUACGUAUUGUAUAAAAAUGUACAGCUGUCAAUGCUAACCAAAUCAGAGGUGAUGGCUUAUAAAUAUUCCAGCCUGCUGUGCCACAUACGGUUAAAUAUUUUGGUGUACAGACCUUUUCAGUCUAUGCAACUCAACGAUGAAGACCCUUACUAAAACUGACUUGCAAAAUCUGUCUUGCAACAUAACACUGGAAUGACAAAGAUCCACUAAGCUUUUAGCUAUCUUUGUAACAAUUAUUAGGCAUUGCCAAAUCCAGUCAUUUAAAGGAAUAGGCUGUGCAACAUGCUUGUCAAAGAUGACAGUUACGAUGUUUUCUGCCAAAAUUAAACCAUGGUUAUAUAGUUCCAAUGAGAGGAUCAGAUUUGACAGAUAAAUGGAGGCAUUUGAGAGUACAUUGUGAGAAGCUUUUUGUGGCAUUAGGAACCUGGACUUAAGUUUCUUCUAAGUGGCCUUUGAAUCUGUGCCUGGAUUCGCAUACAUAGGGAUAAGGAUUUAUUUGGAUCAUAUGCCCCAAACUAAUCCAUGUUUUAGAUUUAGUAAGUCUUGGGUUAUGAGUUCAUUACCAGGCAAGUAUAGACUCAGUAUCGUGGAAGCAUGUUACUGUGAAUGGUUAAACUUGGGAACAUGCCAUUGAACUACUGCAAUUUAUGUAAGUAAUAGAGGCUAUUAAAAGUGAAAGUCAUCCUGGAGGGCAGCUGAAAACUAACAAGAUUAUUGUUAAUGUUAGAAAUGAUUGUUCAACAUGCUUCUGAGAAGUAAAAAAUUCUGAAGGAAAAAUACAAUUUAAGUUGUAAACAUUUUGAACUGUGUGCAUGGCUUUCUUUUAAAGACUGGUGUAAGAAUUUUGACUUUUUAUAUCUGAAAUGAACAAAAUAAAAAUUGAAACAACCUA
Heteronotia binoei (common prickly gecko) is the source of this 3666-nucleotide messenger RNA. It is a transcript of the gene NUDT4, whose product is annotated as nudix hydrolase 4. The coding region runs from base 406 to 951 and encodes 181 amino acids. The transcript has 5 exons. Gene Ontology annotation, biological process: diadenosine pentaphosphate catabolic process; adenosine 5'-(hexahydrogen pentaphosphate) catabolic process; diadenosine hexaphosphate catabolic process. Lineage: Eukaryota; Metazoa; Chordata; Lepidosauria; Squamata; Gekkonidae. Gene Ontology annotation, molecular function: bis(5'-adenosyl)-hexaphosphatase activity; bis(5'-adenosyl)-pentaphosphatase activity; diphosphoinositol-polyphosphate diphosphatase activity. The record is from RefSeq and is a predicted model, not a curated record. Gene Ontology annotation, cellular component: nucleus; cytoplasm.